Bombus huntii is the source of this 3272-nucleotide messenger RNA. Its product is annotated as short/branched chain specific acyl-CoA dehydrogenase, mitochondrial. The record is from RefSeq and is a predicted model, not a curated record. Gene Ontology annotation, cellular component: mitochondrion. NCBI's taxonomy places the organism in Eukaryota, Metazoa, Arthropoda, Insecta, Hymenoptera, Apidae. The transcript has 9 exons. Gene Ontology annotation, molecular function: flavin adenine dinucleotide binding; acyl-CoA dehydrogenase activity. The coding region runs from base 1897 to 3141 and encodes 414 amino acids.
ACAUAGAAUAGCUGGAUUAAAGCGGUCCGAGCAUAAACAAAUCGGCGGGCAGCAAACCGGGUUUCGUAGUAAUAUAACGGGCAAUGUAGUAGUACCGUAGAACGGAUCGCAUGCCUUUAAAGGUACUAUAUUAUACAUAUAGUCAGUUUAUAGUUUACGCUACACGAGUCUAUAGUAUUACUCCCCACUCAGAAUGAUAGUCAAGUGUCACUGGCCGUAACUGGUCUGAGCAUCGCUCGAGCGCUUAUGUUCGCCAAACGGCGGGCUAAAUAAUACUGACAAGGAACACUAUUUAAUCGAUGAUAUAAUUGCAUAGCUUUUUUAAAGAAAAAUAUUUAACAAAAUGUUAUUAACAAAUGGCAUAGAAGCUAGAUCUCUUGUUGUUUACUGUAUCUUUUUUUGUAGCGAAUCAGAAACGGUCCAUUUAAGCAAGCAUUGCAUACUUAAUUUUAUUUCAUAAUUUCAACAUUAAAGAAAUUUUAAUAUUAUAUUUUUUUGAUUUACAUACUUUUUCACGUAGAACUAUUCCCUUGUUGAUUGUGUACCACGAUGACUGGAACAUUCUGUAUAAGCGAUAUUCUUGCUGAUUUCCUAUGUUGUGUGAAGAUCAACGAACUGAUCAUUUUAAACAGACAAACAAGCUUACCAACGAUUACGAAAAGUUUGGAGCUUGUUGGUUGUUUUAAAAAGAAAUAGAUCUAGCUAAUUAACAACUAAACUAAUUGCAGAUGACAUUUUUUAUUAAAUUUUUUUGUGAGAUUUGUAGAGUACCCUGUCGAAUCAUAUAAAAGAGUCUACAUAUGUGAUUCGACUAUAAACUGAAUAACAUUCUUCGUGGGUUAGAAGGUUAAAGUACAUCGAUAAACUUCAUAAAUAAGAUUCCAUAUCUCGAUUUAACGAGAAUUAUUGUUAAACAGAAAUUUAGUAUUUUCAUAUAUGAUUCCCAUCUUUCUUUCCAUAUUAUCUUUAUUUUUUAGGUUCAAUUUCAUAUUAAAUUUUCAAACAUCUUCGCAUGUGAUAUUAAAAAGGUAUGAAAACAUCAAUAUAUAAUAUAAAAGUCUUAUGUUAAGCGAUUUUAAUACAUUUUAUAUAACUCCGACGAGUAAUAAACAAUAUCUUCGGAUGAGUAAUAAAUUCAAUUAUUGCAAUCUUUUACUUAACAGGAAUGAUGAACAAUAAGUUGUAAAAAUUUUAUGAGAUCUUCUGACUAUUACUAGAUGUAAAUAUCUUUGAUUUAUUUAUUCCUUGUACCGAAGUAACGUACGUUCGUUACAAUUCAUUUUGUAUGUUGUUCUUUUUUGUUGUAACUUCUUAUCAAUGUUUCCAAUGCUGUACAUUAUGUGACACCUUUUUCUUAUCUUAACUUAGCCUUAGAAUGUACUAGCAAUGUGUGACAGCAAACAACUAGGACGUUCCGUAUAUAAUAUGUAUGUGCACGCAAUGUUUUAUAUUCUACACAAAAGCAUAGGAAGAUAAUAAUGUAUCUAACCUCGAUUUAGGAAACAUAACUAUAUAAGUAGUAAUUGUCAUGCCUUUGAAAUUUCUUUGGAUAAACUCAACAUAAAUUUGGAUAAAAUGGACAAGGAUUUCUUCCUAUUAUUCCUGUUACAUAAGAACCUGUUUGGAACAUGUUUAUGUAUUGUAUAUAGGAACAAGUGGUAGCAGAUACGUAGGCACAGUGUUACAAUCGAGUCAAUGAUACAGUCUUUCAUCUGCUGUCCGAUCAACAACAUACUGAUUUACGUUCCUUUUCUUUCAUUUGAAUUAUUCAAUUUUCUAAGACAGUGAUACGUCGCAUAUACGCAGUGUCUAGCUGGAAUUUUCGCGAAUACCAUCGAAAUUAAAUUGUUAUUAAAAAGUGUUUUAGAGUUUUAUAAAAUAAGUAUUAAACCAAAUAUGAAUCUAUUCACAUCUUCAAUUAAACAGAUAUCACGAAAAAUGUAUAACAAUAGGCAUCUGUCCACUUGUAUAACACAAUUACAUCACUGUCCUGGUCCUUUAACUCAACUUACAGAAGAAGAACUUCUGAUGAAAGAAAGUGUUGCUAAAUUGGCUAAAGAGGAAAUUGCUCCGCUUGUGCGAAAGAUGGAAAAGGAGGGAAAAAUAGACGAUGCUGUAGUACGAACACUUUUCGAAAAUGGUUUAAUGGGCAUCGAAGUACCGGAGAAAUACAGUGGUUCUGGGUGUAAUUUCAUGACAACGGUUUUAACCGUUGAAGAAGUUGGCAAAGUUUGUGGAGCUGUGGCAGCUCUGGUCGAUAUUCACAAUACUUUAGUGAACUCAUUAGUUGUGAAAGUCGGCACGGAAGAACAGAAAGCAAAAUAUCUGCCGAGAUUAGUACAAGAACACCCGGGAAGUUUUUGUCUUACGGAGCCUGGUUCAGGAUCAGAUGCCUUUUCUUUGAAAACCGAGGCAAAAAAGGAUGGAUCUGAUUAUGUUAUAAACGGAACAAAAAUGUGGAUUUCAAAUUCCGAUAUUGCGGGUUUGUUCCUUGUUUUCGCAAAUGCAAAUCCUUCUGCCGGAUACCGUGGCAUUACAACAUUUCUUGUAGAACGAGAUACACCUGGAUUAACAGUCGCAAAACCUGAAGAUAAGCUAGGAAUUAAAGCAUCGGGUACAUGUAUGAUUCACUUCGACAACGUCAGAGUUCCUGAGGAGAAUAUCUUAGGAGAACUUGGGCAAGGGUACAAAUACGCUGCAAAAUUUUUAAAUGAAGGACGAAUUGGUAUUGGAGCUCAAAUGAUUGGUAUAGCACAAGGUUGCUUCGAUGCUACCAUACCAUAUACAUUAGAGAGGAAACAAUUUGGAAAAGACAUAUUCUCAUUUCAAUCUAUGCAACAUCAAAUUGCUCAAGUGGCCACUGAACUUGAAUGUGCCAGGUUACUGGUUUACAAUGCGGCCAGAUUAGUCGAUGCCAAAAAAGAUGUAAUAAAAGAGGCUGCCAUGGCAAAACUGGUUGCUUCCGAAACGGCAUUACGGGUUACCGCAAAAUGCAUCGACUUUAUGGGUGGAGUAGGAUUCACAACGGAUUUUCCUCAAGAAAAAUAUUUUAGAGAUUCGAAAAUUGGGACCAUUUACGAAGGCACUAGUAAUAUGCAAUUGUCAACCAUAGCCAAAUGCAUUCGUCAACAAUAUUCGUGAAAAUAUGUAGUUAUACUCGUCCUUUAAAUCAAAAUUUUAUACUGUAUUUUUUAUAAUUAUAAUAGAUAUUUUUUACAAUUAUGUUCUUUUAUAUUCCAUUAAUGAUAAUAAAUAUUUUAUUGAUAAAUUUA